AUGAAGCAGGUUCAUGCUUUGCUAAAAGGAGCUCCGAAAAAAGUACUUGCCAAUAUGAUUAUCACAGAUUACAUCCAAUCUUGGUUGGACUGGAUGGACAAACGUUUUGUAGCUCUCGUAGCUAGGAGCGUAAAGAAUUCGAACAAACAACGUGCCAAAAAGUGUUUUGAAUGGAUUGAAUCGCACUUCGAACAAGCCUUGCAUGCAGCUUAUGCUCAAUUCGUCAAUGCAAGUGAAAUGAACAAAGUGCUGGUGGAUAUUUCCGACCAUUUGAGUGAUGCUUUUAUACAAAUAAUUGAUGAAAAUUCCGACUGGACAAGAUCUUUGAAAAAGAUAUCAAGUGGCUUAAUUGGAAGUGUUGAACUUGAACCAUUGUCUGCAGCUGAUUGUUUUUUGAUCAUACGCUGUAAACAUUUCCAGGUAAUCAAUCUUUUUAUAUCCAGAGAUGGAAUUUGUCAAGAUCUCUAUGAAACCUUUCUUAGAUGUUCGAAAACGGUUAACGUCUGCGAAUUGGUAGCGUUUGAAAACAGAGACGUAGCUGAAGAUGCCCGAGGGCGGUCACGUCUUGACUGGGCUGUGGAGUUCACUCGACAGGGUGUAGAUAGUGAAUGGGGUGAAAACGAUUUCAAUAAAGCAUAUUGCAGCUGUGACACGUGUCCAGAACGACUAUGGUUGCCGGUGGCGGCGAGUACCACCACUUUAAUGGGCUCAUGUCGGUUCCCAUCUCGAGGACGGUUACUGGUGUUAACUUAUUUCUACACACCUAAUGGUGCAGCUAUUUGUAGACGUUCGGCUGUGCACUCACUUCUUCAGCUCGUCCAUGUAACACCACAAAAAAAAGUUUACAAUGAGCAAUCCACCAAUGUCAACGGUUGGAUUGCAAGUCGCACGGACGAGAAAUUUGUGAAAGUGCUCCUAGACCAAAUUAUUUCACGAUGAGAAGGCACAGUCAACAAGGAAUUUUUUGGAUGCGUACUUUGCUCACAACCCUUGUCAGAAAUAGGGUUCUGUAGAUCUUGUUCUCAGUGUUAAUUGUGUCAUUGUAGAAUUAUGUUGAACAUACUGAGUUUGUGCCUAUAUCGGGGUACUUUGAUCUGAUUAUGAUCAAGUAAAUAUUUACUUUGACCAAUCGGUGUGUUGUUAGACCUCACCUAAUGUACGAUUAACUCACAACUUCAGCAAAUA
Messenger RNA from Cylicocyclus nassatus, 1185 nucleotides. The record is from the annotation of a GenBank genome assembly. NCBI's taxonomy places the organism in Eukaryota, Metazoa, Nematoda, Chromadorea, Rhabditida, Strongylidae.